AUGAUUGUAAUAUUUCCAUUAGGUGGUAAAAUCCACACCAUAUCUGCAAUAAUCAUACAUGAGUCCUACAACUCUCCGCCACGCGACAACGACGUGGCGGUACUAGUGCUGACGGUUGCCGUGGCUCUGGGAGCCAGGGUCGAUACCGCGUUCAUCCCCCUGCAGGGCGCUGUGGUACCGGACAACGCUACCCUCGUGCACGUCGGUUGGGGCAGAACAAACGUUGCAAUACCGCAAGCUUCCGAUCUCCUCAACGAGGUAGCAGUUCGCAAGGUUAACAGAAAUGUUUGUCUACUGCGCUACCAGUACCUGCAGACAGCGACCGGCGAUCCUUACCUCGUCACCAACAACAUGAUCUGCGCUGGACUACUAGAUGUUGGAGGUUCAUAA
Parnassius mnemosyne (clouded apollo) is the source of this 390-nucleotide messenger RNA. Lineage: Eukaryota; Metazoa; Arthropoda; Insecta; Lepidoptera; Papilionidae. The record is from the annotation of a GenBank genome assembly.